AUGCUAUCAAGAGGAAGGAGUGGCACAUUAGUUGCGGUCGGGAUCGGAACAGUGACGAGCGUAGCAGGCAAACCGAUUGAUGGGCUUCCCAGAGACAAAUCUGGCAGAGAAAUAGCUGGAGAAACAUUUGGCAGAGAUGCAGAAGGAAUUGCAACUGGAAUGGAGCCAAUCGGUGGAAGAAUGGGCGCAGAUAAUACUGGGAGUGCUCCAAGUGCAGAUACGGCGGGCACCGAUAGAAUCGGACCAAGAAGAGGCACCGAAGCCAGCGGUGGAAGAAGUGGUGCAGAGAGAAUGGGAAGCGAUGCCAGCGGAGCUAGAAUGGGCAGAGAUGCCGCUGGAAUGACAGACGGUACUGAUACUGGUGAUGGUGCCGGUGCAGAUAGCGGAGGCUGGGAUGCAGCUGGGAUCGAUAGUGGAGGCAGCGAUGCUAAUGGAAGUGAUGCCACUGACAAUGGGCCAAGCGAAAGUGAUGGCGCUGCUGAAGGAACAGCAAUAAGUGUUGUAGGCAGAAGAGACACCACUGGCACAGAUAGGAGUCCUGAUGCAACAGGCGGAAUAGCAACGAGAGACGCACUCGAAGGCACCGGUGGCAGCAGCGAGCCAGCCGCUGUUGGAAUAACCGGCGCAGAGACGGUUAGAGUAAUCGCCGAAGCUGCCACUGAUGGAAUUGAGACCGGUGGGACCACAAUCGACGAGGAUGGAAGUUUCACUGAUGAAAUCACCGACGGCGGGCGGUUCAAAGGAAUCAAUGCAAUCGCUGUUGUCACGACUGCCAGAGUCCCGAUACUGUUGACCACUCCGCCAACACUUGCUGCCACCCCUGAGACUCCCUUGAGCGAACAGCGUUGCAGAGUCCUGUCAUAA
Aaosphaeria arxii CBS 175.79 is the source of this 864-nucleotide messenger RNA. RefSeq lists its product as uncharacterized. The record is from RefSeq and is a predicted model, not a curated record. The coding region runs from base 1 to 864 and encodes 287 amino acids. NCBI's taxonomy places the organism in Eukaryota, Fungi, Ascomycota, Dothideomycetes, Pleosporales. The transcript has a single exon.